CAAAAGGAAAACCAAAAACGUGGGAGCAGUUUGUGAUUGCGUUGGUGAGAAGCCAGGGAAGGCGGCAAAGCGCGGUAGAUUUUGGAAGCUAUAAAUAAAUCUCAAAUGGAAACCCCCUUUUUUCAAUUUCAAACGGCGACAUAGAGAGAGCGCCAUUUCUCUUCACCAUGACUGAAACCGAUGCGCCUCCUUCUUCUUCCUUCUCUAUAGGAAAUUGCCAGGUCAAAAUCAAUGGAAAUGCUUGUGUUUCUGAAGAUGAUAACCAAAAACUGCAGAUCUCGGUGUUAGAUGCUGCUAAAAUUGUUAUCUCUGUUAAUAGAACAUCCGGAAGGCGUACAACCAGGAGAACUGCUCGCCAUUCUGGAGAGCUUUGUCAGACUAUUCCAGAGGGUUCCUCAUUCCUGGUUUUGAACCCAAAAAAUGUUGAUGUUCAAGGAAAACUGUUGCUUCAGAAUGUACUCAAGAUCUACAAGGAAGAACUUCCAUCCAUGAAAUUUGUUGCAACUACUGGGAAAGAAUCAAAUUUCCUUGAGAAAUGUGUAUUGAGCGGGAAAUAUUGCACCGUGGUUUUGAAAUCCAAUGCUAUGAGGGGAUUUGGAGGGGUGGUUGCUGCCAUAUCAUAUCAAAUAAUACCUGCUGAUACUCAAUUUGCUGAAAUUCCUGUUGCUGCUGUUAGAGAAUGCUACCAACAUAAGGGUAUUGGUCGCCUCUUGUUCAUGGAAUUGAAGAGGAGGCUUCAAAAUGUUGGCAUUUUGACAGUAUUUUGUUGGGGCGACAAGGUAUCUGAAGGAUUUUGGCUUAAACAGGGUUUUGUGACAAUGGCUGAGGUAGAUACCAAGGGGAGAGCACGUAAGCUUCCAAUCAAAGCCGAUGUUCGGAGGGCAAUGUGUUUUCCUGGUUGUUCUACCCUUUUAGUUGCUCAUUUAAAUAAAGAUAUCAGCACGCCAAUUGAUAACCUGAAUGCUACUCCCCCAAGACUUGUCCCGUCUUGUGAUCUUCCACAUUUUUGUUUGGUAGAACCUGAGAAAUCUGUUACUAAGACAUCGCCCACUAUCCUGAUCAAAACUCCUGGAAUCUUAGAAGCAAAGAUGUGCCAUGCUUCUUCAAGAACUAAUUUUCCAAUGGAAAUAGAUGCAUAUGAUCCCAGUGCUGGUCAGGACGUCGAACCUAAACAUGAAGUCUUAAAACACUCGAGAGGCCUGCAAGAAUGUGAAGGGACUUCUCCUAGAGGCAGUGGGUCAUUGCGCUACCCAGAGGUGGCUUAUCAGAAUGUUAAGGAUCAUGCUGGUAAAACCUCUGGUAUUGGAGCAAGCACGAGUACAGAUACUGAUCACAAGCCUUUCUCCUGUGCUGGAAGAAGAGUGAAGAGGAAAAUCCACAAAGAUUCAGCACAUUCAUUUGAUUCAAAAGAAGCCAAUGCCACACAUCAGGGUGAGUGUAGUGCAGACACAAAUGAAGUUCCUGUAUGUGAAGAACCCCAAAAUGCUAAUGGAUCUGCCAUUUGUUGUGGCCCAGCAUCCUUGGAAGUUGGGUUUCAUGAUCCUCAAGAGCGAAUUAGCUUGUCAGGUCAUACCCAACAAGAUGCACAUGUUUCUUCAAUGUUAAUUAUAGAUAACAAUCCAAUAUGCCUCUCUGUAAAAGAGCACCCUCUAGUAAUGUUGGCAAAUAUUGCGGAGGAUACUAAAAAAGAGCAUCCAUUUGAUUCAAAAGAAGCCAAGCCAGCUCAUCAAGAUGACUGCUAUCUAUAUACAUGUGAAGAUCAUGUAUGUGAAGGUUCCUAUAAUGAUUUUGGUGCUUCAUCAGCGGAAGUUAGUUACAAAUUUCCUCAAGAGCAAAGUGGUUUGGCUGAUCAUGCCAAAGAAAAUAUGUCGGUUUCUACUAUGUCACCCAGUGACAGCAAUCCACCCUGGGUCUCUUCAAAAGAACACCCUGUAAUAUUGUUGAUGAAUAUUGCUGAUGAUAAUAAGAAAAAGUGGCUCACAAAGAUUGUUGAAGAUCUAGGAGGUAGUGUUUCUUCUUAUGGGAGCUUUAGCACACAUGUUGUCACAGGUGUGGCUAGAAGAACCUUAAAUUUCUGUUCUGCUCUUUCAGUGGGAGCAUGGAUAGUCUCGCCUAAGUGGUUAAAAGAAAGCUUCAGAGAAGGCAGGUUCAUCGGUGAAUUGCCAUUCAUUCUAGAAGAUGAAGAGUACAGGUUGAAAUACAAUUCAGACCUAAAAGAUGCUGUUCUCAGAGCACGGGCAAGUCCUCGCUCUUUAUUGAAAGGAUAUCAUGUGUAUCUUUCAUCACAUAUUCAACCCCCAGUUGAUGUUCUUUCAACCAUUGUGGGAUCUUGUGGUGGCCAUUUGUUGGAAGCGAUAGAUGAAGUGAAGGAGCCAUCUAAGACAAUUGUUGUGGCAUGUGAAGAAGACAUGGAGGAGGCCAUAAUGGCUGCCAAAGAAGGGAUGUUAAUCUACAAUAGUGACUGGUUACUGAGCUGUGUCAUGAGACAACAGCUUGAUUUUGAGGCCCCUCAAUUUGCGGAGUCCCUUUGAUAUAAGAGCUGUAUGUACAGGACAGUAGCAGUUGUAUGUGUGGGGUAUUUGGAAACAUGAUCAUGCAAAAGUGUGAACCAGCCUUGUUGUUAAUAGUUUGUAUUCUAAUGUUUUCUUGUUAAGAUGUGCCUGAUCAUUCCACCUUCAUGUAUGUUCCUCACAAGAGAGGUGAUUUUUGCAUUAAGUGCAAGCACACAAAAUAAAAAUCCUUUUCUGUAAUUUACAGAAUCA
Messenger RNA from Amborella trichopoda, 2762 nucleotides. Its product is annotated as N-acetyltransferase. Gene Ontology annotation, molecular function: acyltransferase activity, transferring groups other than amino-acyl groups. The record is from RefSeq and is a predicted model, not a curated record. Lineage: Eukaryota; Viridiplantae; Streptophyta; Magnoliopsida; Amborellales; Amborellaceae.